Molecule: messenger RNA, 3148 nt
Organism: Ectocarpus sp. CCAP 1310/34
Lineage: Eukaryota; Phaeophyceae; Ectocarpales; Ectocarpaceae
Source: the annotation of a GenBank genome assembly
CUGCUGCUACAGCUUCUUCAGGAAGUCGAGGGCGUGGUUCAGGCACCAAGAAAAGAAGAGUCACAGACGCUUCCGAGCUGCCUCCCGCAGCGAAGAUGGCGGUGCUUGAUGAAGCUACCGAGCUGCCGCCGUUCGGGUUCAACAUUGCGGUGCUAGAGCAGCGGUUGAAACGUCGCCUAGGGCUCGAGAUCGCUCAGUCCGCAAUCAACGCGUGCUUGUCGCCGUACUACAACCUGAGAGAGUGGGAGGACCGGUACGUGGUCACGUCCCUGGGCUCUGAGGUGCAGGAGUUCGGGAGCGCCAGCCACCCGCCCCGCUUCCCCCUCGAGGAUUUCCAUCUGUGCACCGACGACGAGCAAGAAGCUGACGACGGCGGCAGCGGCGGCGGCGGCAAUGAGGCGGACAUCGAGAACGGUGCGGGAUCCGAAGGCGAGGAGGAGGACGAGGAGGACGGGGAGGAUGCAGUUGAUGCCGCCCGUGUCGGGCAUAGUGGCGGAGGCGGUGUCGGCGGGAGAAAUGCCGGCGGAGAAGGCGGUAGCACUGGUGAUGAUGUCGGGGCGGGACGAGCUACGAACCGGCACCAAGAAGAAGAGGAGGAGGAGGAGGAGGAGGAGGAGGAGGACGCAGCGGCGGGAGCAGGCGACGCCGGCGGCGGCGGAGGGCCCCGAGCAGACGACGGAGGGGGAGGGAGGGCGAGGUCGGACGGCGGAGCCGGGGGCGCUGCUGCUGUCGCGGGAUCGGCGUCAUUGUCGCUCUCCUCCACCCCGCUUUCCUUCCGGAUUGCUGCCUGUCACGCCGCCAAACUCCCGUCCUCCGGCGAGGGGCUCCGCGGUAUCAGCAGCAGCAGCAGCAGCAGCAGGAAGCGUUCCCACAGCGACGCAGGAGUAGGUUGGGACGGCGGCGGCGGCGGCGGCGGCGGCGGCGCGGGUGGGAUCAUCAAGGUCGAUAGCAGUAUGGUAAUGGCGUGAAUAGUGCGAUGUGGCUGAUUUUCGGGGUGGCAACAGCGCUGCGCUCUUUUAGUGCGGUGCUAGACUACCAUAGGUGUGCGAGAGUAACUCUCGGUCUCCCUCGUGUAGCCCCGCGUCAACGAGCGGUUGCGCGCCGCGCCGCUCCAUGCUGCGCCGUGCGAGCUGCGGGAAGAAAUUCAAUCGGAACACUGCCGGUUGGGUUGCCAAGGAAGCACGCAACCGCAGCAGUGCAGAAAAAGUUUGAAAGGAUUACGGCGUGGCGCGAGGAGGCACGAGAGGGGCAGCAGAAGAAGGUUCGGGCCUACGCCUAAUUGUUUUGGCUGUGCCAGCGGUGACUCGCGUGAUGCAACACAGGCUAGCCCACUCUCAGCAAAUUCUCCGUGCUAGAUUGUGCGCGGGAUGGCUGGAACGCGUGGAAGGGCAUGCGUAAAGGUUUGCUGCCUUGUUCGUUCAGAGACCCUUUGCCAUUCUUCCAAGUGUUCGUUUAACGUUUCGGGAUAGGUGUGACGGUUUUCGGCCCUGUGAGUGUUUCGGUCUAUGUCAUGCGAGGAAUGAUGCGACGGGGGGCGUGUUGUCGUCCGACCUUGUGCCUGGUAGACGGAAAGUAAGGUUUCGCGGCAGCACCACACAACGGGAUUGACUAAAUCGGUGAGGGCCGUGGUGUUCAAGCCGAUUAGGCGGCUCGGUUAAACGACAAAAGAAGGACUCAAUGUGGUGUGUGGUAAGGGGCGAUGAACGCAAUUGAAAUUGCAGAUGGCUUCCGUGUUGUCUGCUGCUAUCACAAUCUGGUGUCUGCAGGCGGGCGUUUUUUGCUCGUUUAGUCUUUAGUGCUGCACAAGCAUGCAUAGGUGCUUCUUUGUGCGUGUUUCUUUUCAUUACCUUCGACGACCUCGCUCUUUACCGGCUGGCCAAUGUAAGAAAUAUCAGUCUUCUGUGUGUGUUCGUUUUGUUGGCAUCGACCGCGGCAUCGACCGCGCCAUUAACCGGCUGACCAAUGAAAAGGUGCCAAGUCUCGGUAUGUGUGUAAGAAUGUGGUUGGUCUCUUCUUCCUUGGCGUCGAAGGCGCUUGACCGGUUGGCUGAUAAUAGCAGACGGCCGUGUUAUGACAGGACGAAAAAGAAAACGGGAACCCCCCGAUGUUGUGUACGUGUGUGCUUGCGUGUGCCGUGUUCUUCGGCAUGAUCGUCCGCGCCCCCACGAGUUGAUGCACAAUAGCGAGUAGGUUCAGCGUCGGCAGGCAGGCGAAAACACCGAACGGUUUUACGGUUGUAGGAGGACAGAAGGUCACGCGUGGUUCGCUGAUAACACGGAGGGGCGUGCGGCUGAGGAAUGAGGGAGAAAUACAUUUUUCGCUUUGUCUGGCGUGCUUCUUCUUUGUUGUCUUGGUGCGCGACUUUGAUUGGUACCUCUGUAGCAGCCAAGCGUGUGCGUGUCCUUUUAAGGCGUGGAUCGGGGUGGGUGGUGUGGCGUGUGUGUGUUUGUUAGCAUCGACCGCGCUAACCGGCUGACCAAUGAAAAGACGUCAGUCUCAGUGCGAUUGAAAAUGUGGCGUGUGUGUGUUUGUUAGCAUCGACCGCGCUAACCGGCUGACCAAUGAAAAGACGUCAGUCUCAGUGCGAUUGAAAAUGUGGCGUGUGUGUGCGCGCGUUGUGUUCCGCGUGGAGGCGCGAAGUAGUAGUGACGAUUGGUGGUAAGACAUAGAAUGAACCAUGGUUGACGGUGUGUCUGGUCGGUACGUUCGCACGUCGCCACUGCUUUAACCGCUGUCGUUUUUUGCAGCAAGCGGGUUUUGGAACCGUCAUCACACCAGAAAAAACAAAGCGUCAGCGAGCGAGUGCACGGACGAGCAAGGCCUGCAUGCGGAGUAUUGACGAAGGGCUAGAACGUUUCAGAACCCUUUUCUCAGAAGAGUUUGAAGGGACGGCACUAUGUAGUUUGCAGGGGGUUCUUUGGUCGUAUGAUCGCGGAUGGAAAGGUGGCUCCACAGCAGCAGUGGUGGAGAAAAGGCAUGGCGUACCACGUUCAGGAGGUAGAUGCCGCCAGCGACGGCAGUAGGUGUAAUAGUGAAACGCAAGUGUAUCGCAUCUGGGCUAGCGAAACAGUUGUUGCUACUCUGCUGUUUGUGGUAAUCCUCGUUCUACCGCGAAGCGGCAAGCAUUGCGUACACACAGCACGUCAGA